Molecule: messenger RNA, 812 nt
Organism: Sinocyclocheilus grahami
Lineage: Eukaryota; Metazoa; Chordata; Actinopteri; Cypriniformes; Cyprinidae
Product: transmembrane protein 211-like
Exons: 4
Coding region: 41-718 (225 amino acids)
Cellular component (GO): membrane
Source: RefSeq, a predicted model, not a curated record
UGGAAUUACAUGUAAUUGAAAAUGAGUGAGCGUGCUCCAGAUGCACGCGCUGUUUGAUCGGAAUUGGAAAGGGCUGGGAAUCGAUCUGUCUCCGGUCUCGUUGCCCCACGUUGCCGUGAGGAUGUUCAGCUGUGUCGGGUGUUUUUGGGUGCUCCUGUCCUCCGCCCUGGUCGCGCUUUGCAGUUUUAGUUUCAUCUCUCCCGCUUGGAUAGUGAAGGAGCACCUGAAAAACAAGGACGCAGUGAGUUUCGGGCUCUUGUGGCACUGCUCCGAGUCUCAGGAUCAUAUGUACAGAUGUUACACCUUUGGCGGGCUGGGCAAAUUUCAAGAGAUUCCUUCAAGCUCUUGGCAGACGAGUGCGGUGCUGUGUUCAGGUGGAUGUGCUCUGCUGGCAGUCAGCUCCCUGCUGGCCAUCAUCACCAUCUUCCUGCCCAGUGGAGCCUGUGAGAGGAGGAUCUGCACAUUGACAGGAUACAUGCAGAUGGCUGCAGUGGUCAUUAUGGCAUCUGGUUUACUGGUUUACCCCUUCGGUCUCAACUCCAGCCUGGUCAAAUCUUUCUGCGGAGACUCUGACAUCUACUACGCCGGGGAGUGUCAGAUAGGAUGGGGCUACAUGCUGGCUAUCGUAGGUGUCAUGCUCACCCUCUUCCUGCCCUUUUUCGCUAAGUACGCCCCCAAGGAGCAGCUGUCACCCACCCCAUUGCCCACUCUUUUAUAGAGCACCACCAACGAUAUUCAACCUGCUCAGCCAUCAUAACUAUAAAGUGAUCCAUUUGAGGUCGGACAGACUCUAAAGUCUCAGCAUCAUUUGC